CUUCAAGACAGUCGAAGUGGGUUGCACCUCGUAGAUUGCGCCACGUAGAUUGCAAGCCAUUUAUGCCGUAGGGGUGGCGUUCGCACCAGGCCGCCGGUGUGCUUGCGCGCCCUUGCUUUCAGGCUCCAGUAUUUGCGUGCGACGCCAUGGCGUGUCGAGGAAGCAACUCCGGUCGCCGCCACACGAGAUUGCGCGAGGAAAUCUCCGAGCGGCGGAUCACGACGCUUCGACCAGACGUGUUCCGCAUCGUGACGCCCGCGCGCGUGCUCGAGAACUUUGGGGCGGUCUUCGAGGGCUCGCAGUCCGCGACCUUCAAGCUCUCGGAGGACGGGCCCGACGCAGUGCGGAGCGACGACAGCGCAGUGCCCUUGCGGGAGUCGCAGCUCAGCGACGCCGACGCCGUCUUCUACGCCACGCAGGUCGCGACGUCCGUGGACGCUUUCCUAUCGCACGCCUGGGGCGCGCCUCGCUGGCAGAAGGCCCUCGCCGUGUACUAUUACCUCAACGUGAACUUUGCCAUCGUCGUGUCUGUCGGCGCCUGGCUCUGCGCGGCGGCGUGGCUGAUCGGCUCGAACGGCUUCACGGGCAUGGGCGGGUGGGACCUCGUGCCCUUCCUCGUCUACGCGCCCGUGUGCCUCUUCUUCGUGUGCCUCUUCUGCGGCCACCACGUGCGGGCGUCGGUCUCGAGCCUGUGGCUGGACAAGCUCUGCAUCCACCAGCUCAACCCCGAGCUCAGGCUCCUCGGCGUCUCGAGCCUCCCGGAGGUCGUGGGCGCGGCGGAGCGGCUCUGCGUCCUCUGGAGCGACACGUAUUUCGAGCGGCUGUGGUGCAACGCGGAGGUCGCCACCUUCUGCGCCCUGCGCGGCGGCGCUGAGCAGGUGGACUUUGUGCCGCUCUGGCUGCCGCCCUGGGUGCUCCUCGCCAUCCUCCUCGACCUCGUCUGCUCCUCGCUCUGCGCGCGCAUGAGCUUCGUGGCCCCGGUGAUCGGGGAGAUGCUCAUGGAUCGGCUCGGCGCUGAGCUCUGGGUGCUCUGCCUGGUGGCCGUCUGCGCGUGCGUGCUGCAGCACACGGUGGGCUACCUGCCGCUCGUGCUGCCCAAUUAUUUUGCCCUCACCACCAAGCUCCGAGAGCACCAGGGCAUGCUCGGCCAGCUCCGCGACUUCCGGCACGCCAGCGCGAAGUGCACGGUGGAGAGCGACCGGCCGAAGGUGGUUGAGCACAUCUGCGGCCUCUUCGGCGAGGACGGCGACGACAGCGAGCAGGCGGUGCGCCGCUUCGACGAGUUCAUGGGCAGCGAGCUCGCGACCAGCAUCCGCGCGCAGGUUGGGGCCGCGAACGUGCUGCCGCUGCGGGAGGCAUUCCUCGUCGUCAUGCCGCUCGUCUACACGGCGGUCGCCAUCGUUCUCGCCUGCGACGGCCAGGCCUGCGCGGACUCUGCGCGGCUGGAGAUGCCGCCGCCGCCGCCGUGGCUGGGGGCCGUGCCGGCCUACAUGCUCGUGAACGGGGGUUCCUACGCCCUCGCAUGCCUCGCCACGUAUCCCGCGACCUACCCGUCGAUGCUCCUCCUCGUCGCCAGGGCGCAGACGCUAGGCUGGCCGCGGCUGCGGGCUGCGGCGACGGUGGGGGCGAUCAUUCUCUGCUACUGCUUGAUGGGCGUGGGCAUCGGCGUCAGCUGCGGCUUCGUGCUCUUCGCGGUGGAGUGCGGUGGAUGGUUCAUCGCCGCGGCAGGCCUGUGGGCGUUGCUGUUGGUGGCGUACUUGCUUUGGGUAACGGGCUUCAAGCUCAGGAUGCGGUCCGCGUAAACCCUAGAGCAGCCACCCAACGUGGUGCAGAGUUUGUUACGAGAUGCUCAUCUUUCGAGAUGCUGGGUUUUGCUGGUCUAUUGCCGGCCGUCUUCCCUGAUUGUAUGAUUGAACGUUUUUGUAUUCAAGACGUUCGGUUGGGGACGGCAUGCCCUUCUUGUCAGCAGUAAUGCCAUCGAUGCAGGUAUCGCAUAUGUCAUCGCCGCAGUUCAUAACGAUUCAUUUUCCAAUACGUGGCCGUCCAGACAUUCUUCUGGCAGGAUGCGCGAUAUCUGGUAUCAAGGCGUGACGUAAAUGAAUCCGGGGGAGCUGCACGUUCGAACCAGCCAGUGGGUACGGCAUGCUCUCGCGUUACAGCAACUCUGCAUGCGACAGCAGACUCUAACCGUGGGAGGGAUCUUAUCCUCGGCUCGUUUUACCUCGUCUGCCCUGGACAUAGUGCCGAGGGGCCCGUGAGCGCGCACCUGCGCUUCGCUUCGAAGCUACCUGCAGGUGUAAGUUGAGCUCACGGUUAACUGUCUGAGCGAGUAGUGUAUAGCAUACACGCACGUGCAUGGAUCAUUGGAUCUCCAAGUGUUUGGGAUGAUUGCACGAGGAUCGCACGGUCCUCCUCCUCCGCACCCUCAAAUGGGCGGCCACACACCCCAUCUCAAGAGGCUGGCGCGAUUGGUCCGCGCGUCGUGCGCUGAGCGGCACACCUUGGAUGGCUGCUCCGAGGCAUGCCUCAGAUGUAGGCUGCGGCCGCCCAACGGCCACUGCCAGACAAAGACCUCGAGGCGUUGCGAAUAAGGAAAA
Prorocentrum cordatum is the source of this 2597-nucleotide messenger RNA. NCBI's taxonomy places the organism in Eukaryota, Dinophyceae, Prorocentrales, Prorocentraceae. The record is from the annotation of a GenBank genome assembly.